UCGGAAGCUGGUGUGGGAAAUAUACUUUUUACGAUUUCUGCACACGGUCCAGUGCGAUCUUCUGUAUAUACGUCAGGAACCAUGCAGAUCACAAGUUUAUUUUCGGCAUUGCUGCAGACGGCGGUCGCCGUAUUAAUGAUGUCGUUGAGCACAACAGAAGCGGCUCCGGCUGAAGGGCUCACACCUUUCGGUUUCCUCAUGGCCAGGGCUUACGGACAACCGGCUGUAAGUCCGGUCAUGCGUCACAUAGCGUUCAAGCCCAGUGACGGUGCUAAAUUUCGAGAGUCAUUCGAAAAAAAACAUGGACCCCGUGGACGAGAUCUGAUCGACAGUCUGGGACGAGGUUCGUACAAGACUGGUGAGGCGACAGCAGUGAACCGAUUGCAGAAUACGGACAUCACGAUUGCAGGAGAAGCUUCCAAUAAAUCUUUAGUAAUCAAGAAUUUAGAACCUCUACGUUCGAAACAAUGAUUUCAACAAAACGAAUGGUAAAAACGUAUUUUGCUCAUGUAAAUUCAGUUGAAUAUUGUUUUAAAUGCAUCGUUAUUAUGUACAAAUCCUUCGUUAUAACCUAACCGUACUAUGGUUUUGAUGAAGAUUGAUUGUUCAUACCAAUGUAGAUGAUUGGUUAGUGAUAAAAUUAAUUUAGAUAAAACAUAUUGCUGUUAACCUAUAAAUAUAUAAUUUUAUUAGUGAAUGCUAAUUUUGUAAAUAUUCGGUAAUAUUGAUAAGUAAUUGUUAUACGGACAUACGCGUAUAUUGAUAAUAUUAAAUAUUCUCGUUAUAAGUUAAAAGCAAGAUAAUG
Messenger RNA from Rhopalosiphum maidis (corn leaf aphid), 805 nucleotides. RefSeq lists its product as uncharacterized. The record is from RefSeq and is a predicted model, not a curated record. Lineage: Eukaryota; Metazoa; Arthropoda; Insecta; Hemiptera; Aphididae. The transcript is spliced from 3 exons. The coding region runs from base 82 to 471 and encodes 129 amino acids.